AUGGCGAAUCAGAUUCCGUUAGGUAUAAAACUAAAAACUUUGCUCAAGAUGUGUAUCCAAAGAUUGAGAUACACUCAGGAGAAACAGCACGCACUUGCCAGAGUAUCGAGAAGGGAGGUUGCGAAGCUUCUUUCUGAAGGGAAAGAAAAUAAAGCACAUUACAGAGUUGAGGCCUUAAUAAAUGAUGAUGUUCAUAUCGAGUUGCUUGAGAUUCUAGAACUUUACUGUGAACUGUUACAUACGAGAAUAGGGCUUUUGAACACGGUAGUUAAUGCGGAAGAUUUGAGCAAGAAUCAUAAUGAGGAUGGAAUUAAUGAAGCUGUUAGGGCACUUUUGUAUUGCGUUGUAGAGGUGUCCGAAAUCAGAGAGCUUCAACAGUUAAAGGAUUUGUUUGCUCUAAAAUUUGGAUUGGAUUUUAUUAAAAAGAUAAGUGACGAGAAGGAAGGAGUUCCAGAGAAAAUAUUAAAAAAAAAUGCGCUGCACGCCUUCCCAGCGAAGAUCUGGUUAUUUUAUAUCUUAAGGAAAUUGCACGCUCCUAUGAUGUUGAUUACAGCAACCUUGACGACGAAUCCGAAAAUAAUCUCGAAACCUCAGGCACUUCGACUGACAACGAAUCAGAAAAGGGUAAACCAAUUCUGGCAGUUGAAGGUGAAGAAACUGAGUCGAAGAAACAUCCCAUUGUUGUCAAAAAACCUCGCAAAAAUAGUGAGAAUCAGGGCGAGAGCUUGA
Molecule: messenger RNA, 729 nt
Organism: Lachancea mirantina
Lineage: Eukaryota; Fungi; Ascomycota; Saccharomycetes; Saccharomycetales; Saccharomycetaceae
Source: the annotation of a GenBank genome assembly